Gekko japonicus is the source of this 4140-nucleotide messenger RNA. It is a transcript of the gene NPC1L1, whose product is annotated as NPC1-like 1. Gene Ontology annotation, cellular component: membrane. Lineage: Eukaryota; Metazoa; Chordata; Lepidosauria; Squamata; Gekkonidae. The record is from RefSeq and is a predicted model, not a curated record. Gene Ontology annotation, molecular function: lipid carrier activity.
AUGCUGAGUGCCUUCUUGAUUGCCCAGCUGGCCCUGUUGCUGAGCAGGGUGGGGCCAGGCCUGGCUGCUGCUCCUACACAGAUCCAUCGUGCUGGAUACUGUUCGUUCUACGACACGUGUGGCAAGAACCCCGAGAUUAAUAAUGGCAUUCUUACCCCCACUGUGCCUUGCGUCUCCAACACACAAGCCCGGCAGCUUUCUGGCUACCACCUUGAACUCCUGAAGACGACCUGCCCAAUGUUAUACAAAGGGGCCAAUGACACCUUUGCCUGCUGUUCCAUUCUACAGCUGGGAGCGUUGAAGCUCAGCCUCACCAUCUCCCAAGCGAUUCUGUCCCGAUGCCCAUCAUGUGCUGAGAACUUUGCCAACAUCUACUGCCAGAACACCUGCAGCCCGAAUCAAAGCCUCUUCACCAAUGUCACUCGUGUCUUUAACACCACCACCAUCUUCGACAUAAAAAAGCAGGGCGUCUUGGAGUACCAGUGCUACUACAAACAGGAUUUUGCUGACCGGUCCUUCAACUCUUGCAAGGGUGUCCGUCUGCCUGCCACUGGUGGCUAUGCGAUUGGUGCCAUGUGUGGCAAAUACGGGUCCACUUUGUGCACCACUCAGCGGUGGCUGGAUUUCCAGGGGGACUCAAGCAAUGGGCUGGCUCCUUUGGCCGUCUUGUUCAAGUUGGUGUCAGAUGACACCGUCGUUGGGGAUGACAUUGUGCCACUCAAUGCGACUACUUGGAAGUGCAGUGAACCCGUGAGAGGGAGUGGAGACAGAUGCUCCUGCCCAGACUGCCCUGAUUCUUGCCCUCACAUCCCAUCUCCCACCCCUGCACCUCCACCCUUUAAAGUAGGUAAUAUGCGUGGAUCCUUAUUUCUGUGCUUGCUUCUGUUCUGCCUUCUCACGCUGCUUUUUAUGUCUUUCCUGGUGUGGCGAUGUUGCUCCUCAGCUAAGAAAUCAAAAGAUCAGAGCCUCAAGAUGGUGAGCAAUGGGUUGACCUCUUCUGAAAAGCUUAGCCGGGCAAUCCAGAACUUCCUGACCAGAGCUUUCAGCAGCUGGGGCAUGCUGGUGGCCUCUUACCCUAUUACAGUCAUUGUCAUUUCAACAGGGGUGGUGGUUGCGCUCUCCAGCGGAAUAGUCUUCAUCCAACUUACCACAGACCCUAUAGAGUUGUGGUCCUCCCCUGACAGCCGGGCCCGGCAGGAGAAGGACUUCUAUGAUCAGAACUUUGGGCCUUUCUUCAGGACCAACCAGGUAAUCCUGACAGCCAAAGGCCAUCCCAACUACACCUAUGAUUCUCUCAUCCUGGGCAAGAAGAACUUCAAUGGGAUUUUGUCGAUGGAUGUGCUAAAGCAGUUGUUGAUCCUGCAGUCAAAGCUGCAAAACAUUGAGGUCUGGUCUGAAAAGCAUGACAGGAAUAUUUCUCUCCAAGAUGUCUGCUAUGCACCUCUGAACCCCCAAAAUCCCAGCCUCUCUGACUGUUGUGUCAACAGCCUGUUGCAGUAUUUCCAGAACAAUCUCACUCAUCUGGAGAUGACGGCGAACCAGACAAUAAACGGACAGCAGGGCACAGUGGACUGGAGAGAUCACUUCCUCUACUGCAUCAACUCACCGCUCUCCUUCCAAGACAUCACAGAGCUGAAGCUGAGUUGUAUGGCAGACUAUGGAGCUCCUGUGUUUCCCUUCCUGGCAGUAGGGGGUUAUCCAGGAGAGGAAUACUCUGAAUCCCAGGCACUCAUCCUUACCUUUUCCUUGAACAACUACCUCAGCAGUGACCCCCAUUUUGACAUGGUGAUGUUGUGGGAGAAGCGAUUCCUGGAAAUUUUAGGGAAAUUCCAGCAGGAAAGCGAAUAUGCUGACAACUAUUCCAUUGCCUACAUGGCUGAGCGCUCCCUGGAGGAUGAAAUUAACCGCACCACCUGGGAAGACUUCCCUAUCUUUGCUAUCAGUUACUUGGUGAUCUUUUUGUACAUCACGCUGGCCUUGGGCGAGUACUCCAGCUGCACACAUCUCCUGGUGGACUCCAAGGUGACACUAGGCCUCGGUGGGAUCCUGGUAGUGGUGGGGGCCGUGCUGUCUUCUUUGGGAUUUUUCUCUUAUGUGGGGCUGCCCUCCUCCCUCAUCAUUGUUGAGGUUGUUCCCUUUCUGGUCUUGGCGGUUGGUGCUGAUAACAUCUUCAUCUUCGUGUUGGAGUACCAGCAAUCUGAGCAGCAGCCAGGGGAGAGCAGGGAGCAACACAUUGGACGAGUGUUGGGGAAUGUGGCUCCCAGCAUGUUCCUCUGCAGUCUUUCUGAAGCCAUCUGCUUCUUCUUGGGUGCUUUAUCAGAGAUGCCGGCAAUUCGGACUUUUGCCCUCAAUUCUGCUAUGGCCAUCCUCUUUGACUUCCUGCUUCAGAUGACCACGUUUGUGGCCCUGGUGUCUCUGGAUGCCCGCAGGCAGAAGGCCUCACGUUUUGACCUGUGCUGCUGUGUUCGCCUCGAGAAACGGGGAAAGGUGAAAAAGCACAAGAACCUCCUUCGCUCUUUCACAAAGCGGUUCUAUGUGCCUGUCUUGCUCAACAGCAUCGUCCGAAUGCUGGUGAUGGUGCUCUUCAUCUUCAUGUUCUGCAUGGGGAUCUUCCUGAUGUUCAAUAUCCAGGUGGGGCUGGAUCAGGAGCUGUCUAUGCCAGAGGACUCCUACAUGCUGAAGUACUUUCAGUACCUGAACCAGUAUUUUAUGGUUGGUGUCCCAACCUAUUUUGUCACUACUGGGGGCUACAACUUCUCCUCAUAUGAUGGAAUGAAUGGUGUCUGUUCCAGCACAGGAUGUGACAAUAACUCCAUGACCCAGAAAAUCCAAUACGCCACACAGUUCCCCAAGGAGUCCUACCUGGCCAUUCCUGCCUCUUCGUGGGUAGAUGACUUCAUAGACUGGCUGAAUCCCAUGUCCAGCUGCUGCCGCAUACAAUCUGGCCAGUUCUGUGACUCUACAAACACAGACCAAUACUGCUCAAAGUGCAUGAAGCUGACAACUGACACUCUCCGGCCUGACGUGGAACAAUUCAACGAAUUCCUGCCCUGGUUUCUCAAUGACACACCUAAUCUCAAUUGUCCCAAAGGGGGCCGUGGUGCCUAUGACACAUCAGUACGACUGGGGCCAGAUGGAGAAAUCCUGGCUUCCCGGUUCAUGGCUUAUCACACACCCCUCAAAAACUCGCAAGAGUACACAGCGGCACUCAAGGUGGCACGAGAGUUGUCAGACAACAUCACAGCCAGCAUGCGGAAAGUACCAGGAACGGAUCCCAGUUUCCGAGUCUUCCCAUACUCGAUCACCUAUGUGUUUUAUGAGCAGUAUUUGAACAUUGCCAUAACAGGCUUCGUCAACUUGGUCUUCUGCCUGGUGCCCACCUUUGUUGUGUGCUGUGUCCUGUUGGGCAUGGACUUGCGUUCGGGCUUCAUCAACUUGCUCACCAUCAUCAUGAUUGUGGUGGACACUGUGGGAGCCAUGGCAUUGUGGGGGAUCUCGUACAAUGCCAUCUCUCUCAUCAACCUAGUGACGGCCGUGGGCAUUUCAGUGGAGUUUGUAUCCCAUAUCACCCGCUCUUUUGCCAUCAGCACCAGGCCCACCAAGCUAGAAAGGGCCAAAGAGGCUACUAUUAAUAUGGGCAGUGCGGUUUUUGCUGGCGUGGCAAUGACCAACCUACCCGGCAUUGUGGUCCUGGCCUUUGCCAAGGCACAGCUGGUCCAGCUUUUCUUCUUCCGCGUCAACCUCCUCAUCACUGUGCUGGGCAUGCUGCAUGGCCUCAUUUUCCUGCCUGUCGUCCUCAGCUAUUUUGGGCCCAGUGUCAACCAGGCUUGGGUACAGGCACAACAGCAGAGAGUGGGCAGCCUGGCCGUGAGCAACCCUGCUUUUGAAGGAAAACAGAGCCCAAGUGAAAGUGUCUCUCCCAGACACUGCCAGCCUCUGGAAACAGGCUCAGAUUCCAGGGGAAACCAUGAAGAGGGAAAGGACCUGAACAGCAAAAACGGAAGGGUUUGGACAGUCACCACGAAGAAGGAGUCAACUUGCAGAACAGCCUCAGCGCCAGGCACAGACUCUGGGAAAGGUGUGCAACAUCCAGCCUCCGCUGUGGAAGGCAAUCACAUCAGCAGGACAAGGCAGGCCUAG